CCGAGCUGAGCGCGGCCCUGCCCGGGCGCGGCCUCGGCCCCGCGCUCGUUCGGGGCCCUUCCCUCUCCGGCUGCGCCCCCCUCAGCUCCCGCCUUCCCUCGGCUCCCCCGGGCACAGCCGCGAGCUCUGGGGGGGGUUGUUCUUGCCCCCGAGGUUGUGAGUGUUGCCAGCCCCAGGUUGGUGGCCUUGAAACCUUCGCGGCCUGAGGAGGCUGGCAAGGAAUUGCUGCUAACCUUCUCACAGGCCUAUGGAGCCACAAGGGAUUGUAAAAGCCUUUCCCAAGAGGAAGAAGGUGAGGGAUGACUCAGGGAAAAGCAUCCCUACAAAGAUCCUGAAAGAGGAGGGAACAGAAAUACCUGAGGCAGAGUGGCUGAAACCAGUCAUUGCCUACGUGCUGCAGGCUGGCAUUGGCCAGGCCAGGGCUGAGAUCUUCCACAGGCAGAUUGUCCAGAAUGGGGGUGUUGUACACAGCCAGCUCUCCUCGGAGGUGACACACGUCAUUGUGGCUGAGGACAUGGACUGUGAUCGCGCCUUUCGGCUCCUCAGAUUGACCAAGCUGCGCCCAGGGCUGCAGCUGGUGAAGGCAUCCUGGCUUAGUGCUUGCAUUAGAGACCAGAAACUGCUGAGUACUGCUGGCUAUGGCAUCUUUAUCCCUCACAGGUACCUAGAGGAGGAAGAAUUCCAAAAAGAACAGCAACAGAUCCUGGACAGAGAAAAAAUUCAGCCCCCAGCAGAGGAGGGAGCAGUGAAACUGAAUACUGAAUCACAGGUGGAGGAUUCCUCACAGCAAGGCUUGGGCACCCUUGGACAGCAGCAACUGGCUGAGAAAUACUCUAAUGAUGAAGACAGUGAAGGAGAAGAUGCUGGUGUCACCCAGGGAGAUCUGGAAGCAUUGAUUUCUGGCCGCUACCCUGUGAAAUCAUCAGAGGAGAUCAAGGACACAGUGGCCCAGCCUCCCAGCAAGUGGGUUUGUGCCCAGUCUUCCAACACCAAGAAGGAAAAUCACAACCAGUGCAUCACAGAGAAGCUGGAAGUGCUGGCAAAGGCUUACUCUGUCCAGGGGGACAAGUGGAGAGCUCUGGGCUACUCCAAAGCAAUCAAUGCACUCAAAAGCUACCACAAACCAGUCACCUCCUACCAGGAAGCCUGUAAAAUCCCUGGGAUUGGGAAGCGGAUGGCAGAGAAGAUCCUGGAGAUCUUGGAGAGUGGGCACCUGCGCAAACUGGAUCACAUCAGUGAGAGUGUCCCUGUGCUGGAGUUAUUUUCCAACAUCUGGGGAGCAGGGGUCAAGACAGCUCAGAUGUGGUACCAGCAGGGUUUCCGGACACUGGAUGACAUCCGCACCAAGGCCACUCUGACCAGCCAGCAGGCUGUGGGGCUGAAGCACUACACGGAUUUCCUGGAGCGCAUGCCGCGGGAGGAAGCUGCAGAAAUAGAGCAGACGGUCAGACAAGCUGCCCUGGCCCUGAAGCCUGGCCUUGUGUGUGUUGCCUGUGGCUCCUACCGUCGGGGGAAGGCCACCUGUGGGGAUGUGGAUGUGCUGGUCACCCACCCAGAUGGGCAGUCUCACCGUGGGGUGUUCUGCAAGCUGCUCAACAGCCUCCGCGGGAGUGGCUUCCUUACAGAUGACCUGGUGAGUCAGGAGGACAAUGGUGAUCAGCAGAAGUACCUGGGCGUGUGCCGCCUGCCCGGGCCAGCGCAGCGUCACCGCAGGCUCGACAUCAUUGUGGUGCCGUACCGGGAGUUUGCCUGUGCCCUGCUCUACUUCACAGGCUCGGCUCACUUCAACCGCUCCAUGCGUGCCCUGGCCAAGACCAAGGGCAUGAGCCUGUCAGAGCACGCGCUCAGCUCGGCCGUGGUGCGAGGCCCUGGGGGUGCCAAGGUGUCCUCUGGCCAUACUCUGCCCACUCCCACCGAGAGAGAUGUCUUCAUUCAGCUGGGGCUGCCUUACCGGGAGCCCUCCGAACGGGACUGGUGAUGCCUGGUUGUCACCCUGGGCUUGCUGUUGUGCUGCUGUUUUGAAGGAUCUGAUUUCCCCAAUGGUGGAAAGGCUCUGUGGUGCCUGCAGGCUGAGGAACAUAUCCCAGCAAACUCCGGGGCUCCCUUGCAAGUGUGAGGCUGGCUGCUGGGCAGAGCUCUGUGGCUUCCUCAGCAGAGGCUGUGGGCUGGAACCACAGUGGAAAUGCUGUCUUGGUGUGGUUUCCAAAAGGGCUCAUUGCCCAGCAGCUACCUGGCCCUGCUGUCCCCAGUUUUGGAAGACUGGGCUGCCUUGUGAUCCAGCCCCUGACAGUGUUUGGGAACAAGGGAAGUGGAAUGCAUCUUCCUCUGUAUGUGAGCACUGAGACUCCGAAAUUUCCGUUCUGAGCUGUGAAUGAAGGUAGCAGAGGUCUAGCUUGGUUCUGUGACAGGCCUUCCUCCUCGCUUCUGCUGGCAGCUGCUACUGCAGGAGUCUCGAUGGGUUAACCUAUGCUGCUGCUGCUGCUGUGUCCUUCAGUCUGAGCUGAUGUGUCCUUUGAUGGGUCCCAUUGCACAGGGCCAGGCUGCUGUGACUGCUCCCAACCUUAUGUUGUGAGGAUCCUCCAGAUUUACUGAGAGCCCUGGUCUUCCCCAGGAGCUCCUUUCUUUUCAGUGCAGGAGAGGAGCGGAGCUUGCAGCUUGGGGAGCUGUGCUCAGGAAGGGUUUGAAUGUAAUGGCACUGAAUGUAAUCCACAGGGCUGUGUGUCUGUCUGUAGGAGGCAUGGAUACAGAAACACAAGGAGACAGUUAAGUUCUAAUUGUGCCAAAGCAAAGCUUUUUCCCUUUUUCUUUGUGUGGAAGCUAUGGAGCCAUCUGGUCUUUGAUCAGGGAAAGUGUGUGUGUGUGUUUGUGUAUACAUGUGCAUGUGGCUGGUCCCACCAGUUCCAUGGGAGUGAAUUUUAUUUCUCAGGAAACCUCGACUAUUUUAUAUUGUGGAGAUGAAUUUCCCAGAGACAUUGAGUGGUCUGUUACAGGUAUUGCAGUGGUUGCUCCUGGCAGAGGUGCCAUGGUGGGCAUUUCUGUGCCAGGACCCUGAGGCUCUUGCUCCCUUGUGGGGGAUCUGGCCCUGUCACAUACAGUGACAAAGCUGCAUGUUUGCUGCUAGGGCAGGCACAAACCAGGUGGGUUUUCACAUUUCCUGUGGCUGCUGGGCACCAGCAGGGCUGGGGCUUUGCUGUGGUGACCCAGACCCCAGCAGUGACAUUUGUCAGCUGAGCCUUUAUACUGGACACCUGAGGGAAAUUAAUGUCUUUUGGCAUGUCUUGGUGCUUUGAAAUUUGAAGUGUAAUAAAUAAAUCCCUUCUCUUUGCCCUUGG
Parus major (Great Tit) is the source of this 3332-nucleotide messenger RNA. RefSeq names its product DNA polymerase lambda (gene POLL). NCBI's taxonomy places the organism in Eukaryota, Metazoa, Chordata, Aves, Passeriformes, Paridae. Gene Ontology annotation, cellular component: nucleus. Gene Ontology annotation, biological process: double-strand break repair via nonhomologous end joining. The coding region runs from base 248 to 1978 and encodes 576 amino acids. Gene Ontology annotation, molecular function: DNA binding; DNA-directed DNA polymerase activity. The transcript has 9 exons. The record is from RefSeq and is a predicted model, not a curated record.